AUGAAUGGGCCCGGUGGUUCUAUGGAUGCUGUUUCAGCUGCAAUUCAAGUCUUGGAGGAUGACCCAUGCACAAAUGCUGGUCGGGGCUCAAAUUUGACUGAAGAUGGUCAUGUGGAAUGUGACGCUAGUAUCAUGGAUGGUGAUUCUGGAGCAUUUGGGCCGUUGGAGCUGUACCAGAAUGGCAUCCAGAUUGCUGCUUUGUUAGCCAAGGAACAAAUGUCGGGAUCAUCACUCCUGGGUAGAAUACCUCCCAUUGGCAACUGGCAAGUAAUGUAUCUCAUUCUCAUUUGGGCAUGCCAUUUGUGUUCGUCCUUCAAGUCUUUGUUUUCUUAUGAGACCUUUCUCAUGUUGCCCAGCUUCUUGGUUGGAGAAGGUGCACGCAUAUGGGCAAAGGCCAAGGGCAUUCCUUUGCCACCUACUAUGGCAGAGGCUGAUAAGUGGCUAAUUACAGAGAAGGCAAAAAGACAGUGGGAAAAGUACAAAGCAAUGCUUGAUGAUGCAAAAAACAGGACUGCAAGGAUUGAUGCCGAACUUUGUUCUAGCCAUCAGGAGAACGGUGCUGUGUUAGAUCCAGAUGAGGAAGUUGAUACUUCAAGACCAUCUUUACUGGUGACACAAGUCUUGUUUAGACACCUUGAAUCGGAGAGACAAAUUUUUGUCCUUAUCCUCCUUUGUUCUGGAGAAAGGAUAGAGACAAAAGUGGAAUGGGCAUACACCCAAGACUCGUCUGAUUUUUGCCAGGAUGCAAUCCGGCCCAUUGAUGUCUUUGCAUGUUUUUGUUAUUCUUUAAACAAGAAGCACGCUCAAUCACACGAGAAUUCAAAUGCCAGUGGGGGACACAAACUACCCUCAGUGUUGAGUGCAGUAGAAGAUGACUGCAUUAUGGACACUGUUGGCGUUAUUUGUGUUGACACUGAAGGACAUAUAGCAUCUGGGGCAUCAAGUGGCGGAAUUGCAUUGAAGGUAAGUGGUCGUGUGGGAUUAGCUGCAAUGUAUGGCUCAGGUUGCUGGGCAUCCUCAAAAGGCCCCUUUGGGGCUCCAUUUAUAGUUGGUAGUUGUGUUAGUGGUGCUGGAGAAUAUUUAAUGAAAGGAUUUGCUGCUCGGGAGUGCUGUGUUUCAUCAUCAAUGCUUGUGGAUCUAAGGUGGCAAUCUUUGUUGGACAGAUCACAGGCAGGUCCGGCCUCUUCUUGCACAAAAGUGUUACGCUCUGUAAUCCAAGAGAGUACCCAGCAUGGUACUGAUAAAAGUGCUGGAAUUCUAAUCGUUCAAGCCGAGGCUCCUGUUACACUUCCUGGGAAUCUGCCUAAGCUGAAAGCUGUAGAGAUUGCAGCUGCCUACACAUCCCAGUCUUUUGGAAUAGGUUAUUUUGGAAGCACUAUGGAGCGUCCCAAGGUGUCAAUUCUUAGGAGUACAAAGCAGCGAAGUAGGAUGGGCAUUGAUCAGUUUGCAGCCCGGAUAGAUGUUUGUGUCAAGAAACCGUAG
This is a messenger RNA of Thlaspi arvense, 1482 nucleotides long. The record is from the annotation of a GenBank genome assembly. Lineage: Eukaryota; Viridiplantae; Streptophyta; Magnoliopsida; Brassicales; Brassicaceae.